UUGCCAUCAGGUGGCGUACAUCAGGGCAUUACAGGGUGCCCCCGCAUGGCAAUGCUUCUCUUUCAGUCCAUCAUGGAACACCAGGAGGACAGCAAGGAAAAGUGCCAGUCGCACGACUGGUGGGCCGAGUUCUGUGAGGAGUCGGCCGUGCAUGGUAUGCCAUAUUUAGCCAGGCGGGAUCUGCACUGGGUGGAGCGCCUCUUCUGGCUGGCCAUGGUCCUGGCCUCGGCCUACUAUGCCAUCAGCAGCUGCUACUCCCAGUGGGAACGGUUCCGCAACAAUCCGAUUGUCUACGAGUACGAAUAUCUCUUUGCGCUGCGAAACUUCACCUUCAUCGGGAUCACAUUGUGCACGAACUACGAGACGGAGAAGCAAGUGGAGAAGCUCAUCAGAAACACUUGGUCAGUGGAUCUCACACAGGACCCUGUCAAGGCAGCCUAUUAUAAGGAGUUCCUUUUUGUUCUUAACCGUUUGCGGUAUAAUAAUUUGAAGACGCUGAAACCCUUCGAAAACGACAGCACUCUGAACAAUCUGGCCUAUGUGGAAAUGCUGCUGCAGCUGCAGGAGAAGGUCCUGCCACAUUCCAAGCCUGUUCUCAUGGCGCCCAUCAUCACAGAGGUGGGUCUCUGCCAGACGACGAGCCAAUUAACCCGCUAUGGCAGUCCCUAUGGCCAGCUACAAACCCUGAAUGUGACACCUGUGCGGCAGUGUGGCUUCUUCAACGAAUGCCAGUUCAUGCACAAGCCCUUCAACAGCAUCAAUACCCAUGUGUUUCUGUUUAUGCACGAUGUUAAUGAACUGAUGCUGCCACACGAUAGACGGACCGUCGCCUUCGAUGCCAAGACGAAGAGCUCCUACGUCCUCAAGCUGCUGGUCAGCUCCAUUUCGGCGGACAGGGAAGUGCGCAACCUGCCGGUCGCCUAUCGCAAGUGUCGCUAUCACGACGAGAACAAUCUACAGUACUAUAGCCCGUAUCAUCCGAGCCUCUGUCGCCUGGAGUGCCGCAUCAACUGGGCUCUGAGCAUGUGCCAUUGCAAGCCCUUCUUCUAUACGGCUGCCCCACAGGCCCCCAUCUGCAAUGUGACCGGAAUGCUCUGCCUGGCCGAAUCCAAUUGGCUGGAAAAGCCCUGCCAUUGCUUUUCCCUGUGCCGAGAGACUACCUACAGCAUCAUCGAGGAGUACGAACAGAGCGGAGGCGAUCAAAGCUACGUGGGCGAACAGUUCGAGCGGACGAUCAUCAUUAAACUGGAACUGCCCAAGAUGGGCAUGAAGCGUCGGGUUGUGUUUAGCACGGAUCAGCUGAUCAUGUCCUUUGGCGGAGCCAUUGGCCUGUUUCUAGGUGCUAGCUUCAUGACCAUCUAUGGUCUGAUAUAUCUAAUGCUAUACUUUCUGGUUGUCCAAUGUCGCAAAUGUCGUCCCAGGAAAGAUAAUUCGCUGGAUGGAAAAAAAGAAAGUGUUGCACCAUUAGGAAACCAUUUUGUUGGGUAACUUUAAUUUUCCUUUACUUUAAAUAAACAUUUCCAGCUUUCUUUAUUAUGUCAAAUA
This is a messenger RNA of Drosophila obscura, 1545 nucleotides long. RefSeq names its product pickpocket protein 11 (gene ppk25). Lineage: Eukaryota; Metazoa; Arthropoda; Insecta; Diptera; Drosophilidae. The transcript is spliced from 6 exons. Gene Ontology annotation, biological process: sodium ion transmembrane transport. Gene Ontology annotation, molecular function: ligand-gated sodium channel activity. Gene Ontology annotation, cellular component: membrane. Bases 46 to 1488 code for a protein of 480 amino acids. The record is from RefSeq and is a predicted model, not a curated record.